AUGGGAUUGGAAUUAGGGAUCUGAAGGGUCUUCUUCAGCCUGAAUGAUUCUAUGAUUCUAUACCUCAAACCCAACAACCACAGAGCUCAGCUUAUUUCUUUGGACCCUCCUCACAGCCUGUUCCUAUUGCCACACAGGAGGUGUAUCCAUUUGGUCACUGAGGAGCAGAGGACCCGGCACAGAAAUGAGGGACACACAGAGCACACUGAGGAACACAGCUGAUGACUGCAGAGCCCGAUCUGCAACCCAACAUGUUAAUCAUGUGGUGGAGGAGAGCUGCACUUCAGUCAUACGGCUUUUAAAGUCUCAAAGGAUGGAAUAGUACAAUAAGGAGCUGAGCAUUAACUCACCACUGCUAACACUGUAUGUAGCAGUGUGGCUGCCUCCCUUUGUGGUCCCGCUGCUGUGGAAACUUCAGAGCAAUUUUACUCAACACCCGCAGUUCAGUUUGGCAAGUUACGAUGCAUGAUGAAUGGUGUACAGAUACAAAAAACGCUGUAACACAAAAACGUACAGACUCAGCUCAACACCAAUUUACUGGCAAUAAGUGGCACAUGGGGAUCAGAAAUGAGCCAGAGAUAACAAACCCAGGAGCUGCAAAGACAGCAUCAGCUUGCCUUGCCUGGCUGGGGACUGAGCUGGGUGGGGAAAGGCAGGAAAAGAGGAGGCUGUCUCAGGAAAGGAAAGGUGAGGACCUGGCUGGCCAGGGAAAUGGAGCGAGGAGGCAUCUCCUGGCAGCCUCAGGAGGACCCAGAGGAUGGCACAUCCCAGGUGAGAUGGCACCUUCUGGGGCUCAGGACCUUGCUGUCAACUAUCUGUAGCCUUCCAACAUAUCUGGGACAUGGCAACACAAGUGGCUGCUGUCCCCCAGAGAAGCUGCAAAGCCUUUCCCGGAGAGCUGAGAGUCCCAGCAGCCACCAGAAGAGCCGAGCACAGUAAGAGACGAUUUGCUGUUUCUCUGAGGACUCUGGGCAUUGGAAGCCAGGAGAGCUUCCAAUUCAAUUUUCCCUUCACUUCAGAUGGGCUUGGACAAGAGCCCCAAAGAACACACAGUAACCCAACGCUGUGAAACUGUGGAACCCGUUAGAGAACACUCUUAUUUUCUUAGUAACCAAAGAGAGGCCACUGUUAAUAUUUUCUACUUCAGGGGAACAGGAAUGUCUACUUGGUUUCCUGAUUGCAGGGUAAGCAGCAGCGAGUUAAUGCUUAACCGCGUCGCUGCAAUUUUGUUCAAUCCCUCCAGACUGUUAAAAUAAAAAGUGGAAAAAGCAAGGAGCGGUGUUAUUACAUGACGCAGAAAUACCACCCGAUGAGUCAACCCACCGCCCCGCAAAACGAGGAAAUCGCUGCUCUGCAAAACGACACCUGGCAAUCUGCAGGGAAAACGAGACAGCCGGGUGAAGUCACCGAACGCCCCGUGUCUGCUUGGUGCGGGGCCACAAGAAACCAGCUAAAAAAACCCCCUCUGCUCAGCCGCCUGCUACCCCGAGACCGCACACAGUUUCGCCGUACCGCGAAGAAAGCACGGCUGCCCCGCACGGCUCCCCCCGUGGCACCGCGCAUGCGCCGCGCGCCCCUUCUGCGUCACGACUGUCGGCGCCUGCGCGUUGUCCCGGCGGCGGGAUGAAGGUGGCGGUGGCGGGGUGCUGCCAUGGCGCUCUGGAUAAGAUGUACGAGACGCUGGAGCUGCUCCAGAAGCGGCACAACGUGCGACCCGAUCUGCUGCUCUGCUGCGGCGACUUCCAGGCCGUGCGUAACGAGGCGGACCUGCGCUGCAUGGCCGUGCCCGCCAAGUACCGCCACAUGCAGACGUUCUACCGGUACUACUCCGGUGAGAAGAAGGCCCCGGUGCUGACGGUGUUCAUCGGCGGGAACCACGAGGCCUCCAACCACCUGCAGGAGCUGCCCUACGGCGGAUGGGUGGCGCCCAACAUCUACUACCUCGGUUACGCGGGCGUGGUGCGGUUCCGCGGCGUGAGGAUCGGCGGCAUCUCGGGCAUCUUCAAGUCGCACGACUACCGGAAAGGUCACUUUGAAUGUCCACCAUACAAUCAGCAAACGAUCAGAAGUGCUUACCAUGUCAGGAACAUCGAGGUCUUCAAACUUAAGCAGUUAAAGCAUCCAAUGGACAUAUUUAUGUCACAUGACUGGCCACGGAGCAUAUAUCACUAUGGAAACAAGAAACAGCUGCUUAAAAUGAAAUCCUUCUUCCGUCAAGAAGUGGAGAGCAACACGCUAGGAAGCCCUGCUGCUUCUGAGCUUCUGCAGCAUCUGAAACCUAAUUAUUGGUUUUCAGCACACCUCCAUGUUAAGUUUGCAGCUUUCAUGCAACACGAGACAAAGUCCAAAGAAGAACUACCAAAAGCAACCAAGUUUUUGGCUCUGGAUAAAUGUCUGCCUCACAGAGACUUUUUGCAGAUAAUAGAUGUUGAGCAUGAUCCUACUGCAGGUGACUCGUUGGAAUAUGAUGCUGAGUGGAUUGCAGUCCUCAAGGCCACCAACAGUCUAAUUAAUGUGACUCAGAGCCCAUGGAAUGUGCCUGAAAAUAAUGGCCUCCAUGCAAAGUGGGAUUACAGUGCAACAGAAGAGGCCAUCAAGGAGGUGUUAGAAGAGCUGAAUCAUGACCUCAAAAUUCCUUGUAACUUCACCUUGACAGCUGCUUGUUAUGAUCCCAGCAAGCCCCAAAAAAACAUGGAACCGGUUCACACCAUCAAUCCACAGACCACUGAGUUUUGUGCCCAGUUUGGCCUCACUGACAUCAACGACAGAAUCCAGCAGAUUAAAGAAGAGGGCUCAGUACGUGGAGAGUAUGAAGAGGAAGAAGAGGAAAUGGACAGUAGUGGGUCAGCCGAGGAACCUAGUGAAUAUAAUACUGAUAACUCUGGGCUUUCGUCCAUUAAUCCAGAUGAAAUAAUGCUGGAUGAUGAAGGUGGUGAUGAAGAUUUGAGCACUUGUUCCGUAGAUCCUUCCCCCGAUCAUCCUCCUGAGUUUUCUGCAAGUUUUUCUGACAUCAGGAUCAUGCCAGAUUCCAUGGCGGUAUCAUCUGAUGAUGCUAUGGACUCCACUAAUGAGGAACUAGAGAAAUCUGGUGUGAAUAAGCAGGUGGAAGAGAAGAGCUUGAAUGAGAGACCUUUAAAGCGUGUUAGUGGUAGUGAAAAUGGGAACAGUGGCAUUAAAAUUAAGAGAAGGAAUCAAGCCAUCUAUGCUGCAGAGGAUGAAGAUGAAACAAAAUAACACUACAUGAUGUAUAACUAAGUUCUCUCCCCACCUUUUUAUGCAAUGGUGAUGAGAACUAUGGUGAACUUCUCAUGCUUUUAACAUUAUUUGAUCUUAAUCAUGCUACUUCCUUAAACUGAAGAGGCACAGUGUACCUCUUGCAGGGAAGAAUGUUUCGCUAGAUUAAACACUUAAGUCACAAGUGAAAUUCUGUAACAAAGUACUUUGUCAAAGGAUUUAAGAGUCAUGUAUAAUCAGUUGGUUUUUUUGCUUCAGUUCUUGGUUAUCAGUUUUUACUCAAUAUCCUGUGCUGUACUGCUAUACAAGAUGCACCAUGCUUGUUUAACGAGAGCUCUUAAACUGUAACUGAAAUCAAAGUGAGGGGAUGUUUGACUCGUGAGAUUGAACUAUUUGCUUUUAUUGCUUUUGUCUUGUUUUAUACUGAUAUAUUUUUUUUAAUACAAAGUAGUAUAUGCAAUAACUUCAUGGACUAAGUUUGAAAGCAGAAUUCCCAGGAUAACAAAACAGCAAUAGAAGAGUGAAGACUGCUUCUGGUGACAUUUGUGCUGUAGAAAAGCUUCAUGGUCAAAAACAGAACUAUGUGUAUUGUCUAGUAUUGGAUUCUAAUACUUCUUCAGUAGAGAACCAUGUCUCAAUUUUUAGCAUGAGUUUUAUGAGGACCAUGGAGGACUACAUGUCUGUUCUUAAAAACUCAUGUGCUGUUUCUUAAAAGUUGAGAAACAUAUCUUACAUUAAAAUGCAGCUAUGUAGCUUCCUGAACGUGAA
Messenger RNA from Phasianus colchicus (ring-necked pheasant), 4002 nucleotides. RefSeq names its product debranching RNA lariats 1 (gene DBR1). The record is from RefSeq and is a predicted model, not a curated record. NCBI's taxonomy places the organism in Eukaryota, Metazoa, Chordata, Aves, Galliformes, Phasianidae. Gene Ontology annotation, cellular component: nucleus. Gene Ontology annotation, biological process: mRNA splicing, via spliceosome. Gene Ontology annotation, molecular function: RNA lariat debranching enzyme activity.